UUAGAUGUUCAUUUAAAAAGAAUUUUCCUCCUUUAUCUGUAUUUACACUUAACACUACAUGACUUUUCCAGGACAAUCACACAUUUUACACUGCCCUGGGCUCGAUUCCAUAAAGUAAUAAUGUUCUUCAUACCACUUUACCCUACUUGAUAUUAUUGCUCUUCAUUUAUUGAAUUUGUGUAAUCAGUACUAAGUUUAAGAAAACAUCCUGCUAACUGACAUAUAAGGCCAUAAUAAGAGGCACAUGCACACUGCACUGCUGUUUUCACUUCUCCAUUAGCAGUUGUCAUUUCCUUAGAUGUCUCCGUCAGUCUACCAACCUUCUAGUGAUUUUACAGCUCUCCGCUUUUGUAAAUUUUCCCUUUUUUAUGCAGUUAAGUACAUAUUUUUAGCUAGACUUUAGUUAAUCUAGAGUAGUGAAUAUAAAAAACACUGAUCUCAUAGUGUUUGUAUCAGAGGGACCAUGUUUCUUCUGAGAACCACUAUUGGUUCUCCUUUUACUUACAAGGAUAUUUAAAGCAGUUAGUUUCAAAUGCCAUAAAUGACUAAGCUAAAUCAUAAGCCCUAAUGUACAACUCGGAUUGUUUACUACGAUGGAGAGACAACUGAGAUUUUUAGGUAAUUAAGUUACUUUUUUAUUCAUUUGACUUAUUUGACUGAAAGUGUUCUUAUAGUAAUUUAUUUUCAACAUCUCUUUUAACUUGACUAUGAGUAACACAGGUCAUAAAAUGUAUACAAACUAUGACUAUGUAUGUAGUAUAUUCUAGAUGCUUAAUUGAAUUCCUAAUUAAUAAGAGGCUUGGUUUAUUUAGCUCUUACUAUGCGUCUUUCAGCAUAAACUUUUUAGAUGAAUUCUCAAACCCUUUGACAUACUGUAUAUUCACUAUGUACAUUCACUGCAGUCAAAUUAUUGUUACUGUGGCAUCUGUUGUGAAAUGCAAUACAUGUAACGUGGAUGAAAAGUGUGACAGAAUUUAUUUUAGGAAACUUAUUUUUUAUCAAAGUAGCUAUGAAUAAAAAGUGUACCUAAAAAUAAAAAUUGUAUAUUUAUUCACCCCCAUGUUGUUUACAUUAUAUUUUGAAAGUUUAUAUUCUGCUCUUUUCAUAAAUGACAUUCAAGUUUAAAUUCUUCAAAAAUACACUUUGUGGUAGACAAAAAAAAAAAUAUAUAGCAUAUGGGUUUUUAACCCAUCAGAGUGAGUAAUGACAUAAUUGUAUUUUUUUGGGCCAAACUAACCCUUUAACAUCUGUUUUUGUUUCGUUUUUGGAAGUGAUUUGCAAUGAGUAAAACCUUGACUGGAAACAACUAACGUAGAGUAAAGGAGGGAAAUACAGAAGUCUAACUAAAUAGUACACAAAAGCACAUGCAGAUACAGUCACUAUACUAAAGAGCCAAUUAGGAGGGACAGCGAAGGGGGAUAAAUGGCAGAAGCCCUUCUGUUUCUGCUUCACUGAAUUAUUGAGUGUAAUCAUCCAGGCCUUUAAUGGCUGGUCCAGAGUGGAAUUAAUUUGGGUGGUGUGGGAUAAAUAAUGCAUUAUGGGUAAGGGCUAUGAGAGUGUGCAAGAGGUCUAUCUCCUCCGGCUGCCUCUGCAUGAUGAGAGUGGGAGGGGCCCAGGAAGUGUGCUGCUCUGUGCAGUGGGCCAGUGGGACAUGAAAGGGGAGAGAGAGAAAGAGAGAGAGAGGGGAAGGGAGGGAGGAAGACAGAUGCUGUCCAGAGCAGGCGGAAGAGGUGCAACAGGGCGAGGCUCAGGAGGAGAGUAGAGUGCGGAUCCCAACAUGUGGAUGGAGGACAGUGUUGCUCAGCUAUGAACACCAUGCUAAGUCCCAAGAUAAGACAGUCCAGGAGAGCCAGGUCUAAGAGCAUGGUCAUGGGGGAGCUCUCCCGCGGCUCCAGCAGGCCAUCGUCCCCCAGCCUCCAAGACAGGGCUCUGAAAGCAGGCUGGCUUAAGAAACAGCGCAGCAUCAUGAAGAACUGGCAGCUGCGCUGGUUUGUGCUUAGAACUGACCAGCUCUUCUUCUACAAAGAUGAGGAGGAAACCAAACCACAGGGAUGUAUCCCGUUGCAGGGUAGUCAAGUCAACGAGCUGACAGCCAAUCCUGAUGAACCUGGGCGGCACCUUUUUGAAAUAGUUCCAGGCUGUGCAGGAGAGAAAGACAGAUCGGCUCUCAGCCAUGAGGCUUUCCUGCUCAUGGCAAACUCCCAGAAUGACAUGGAGGAUUGGGUCAAAGCCAUUAGACGUGUCAUCUGGGCUCCCUUUGGAGGAGGUAUCUUUGGCCAGCGCCUGGAGGACACAGUACAGUAUGAGAGAAAGUUUGGACCCCGACUGGCCCCUCUGCUGGUGGAGCAGUGUGUGGAUUUCAUACGGGAGCAGGGUCUGAAAGAGGAAGGUCUCUUUAGGAUGCCAGGACAGGCCAACCUGGUCAAAGAACUGCAGGAUGCUUUUGACUGUGGGGAUAAACCUCUGUUUGACAGUAACACUGACGUUCACACAGUGGCGUCCCUCCUGAAGCUUUACCUCAGGGAGUUGCCAGAGCCUGUGAUCCCCUUUAACAAAUAUGAGGACUUUCUAACCUGUGCACAGCUUCUGCUAAAAGAUGAAGAAGUGGGACUCAGUGAGCUUGUGAUGCAGGUGAACACUCUUCCUCAGGCUAAUUAUAAUUUGUUAAAGUACAUUUGCAAAUUCUUAGAUGAGGUGCAGUCACACGCGAAUGAGAACAAGAUGAGCGUUCAGAACCUUGCAACAGUUUUUGGACCAAAUAUCCUUCGGCCUAAAGUAGAGGACCCUGUUUCAAUGAUGGAAGGAACCUCCCAGGUUCAGCAGCUGAUGACGGUGUUGAUCAGUGAACAUGAGCGUCUGUAUGUGGGGACUGAGGGAGAAGUGUCCUCCGAGCAGACAGGAAGUUGUCUUCCAGGUCAGCGAGGCAUGGUGGAGUGGAUCUCUGAUGAGGAGAUGCUGAACUGCUCAUCGCUGGGCCAGAUCUCCAAAGUGGCAGAUAGUGUGUGUGGCAGUGCCACGUCUUUAGAUAUCAAUACAGGUGCCCCUACCACUGCCAAAAUGACACCUCAGGGAAAAGCUGGGGUGACGGUCAGCCCCAGCAAACAGGUGAAAUCCCUCCCCUCCUGGAAAUACUCCUUCAAGAGCGGAGGGGUACGUGCUCAGCCUGCAAAAAUUGGGGGCUCGUCUGUGGACGUGUCUACCUUGCCCAGUACAGGCAACUGGUUGAUGAACGGGCUUUCCUCUCUGCGCAGCCACCGCCGUACAUCAUCAGGAGAGCGCAUGGGCAAGGAUUCAGCCUUGUCACACCGUCUGUCCACUUACGACAACGUGACCUCAUCCAGUCUCAGCGUACCCAGCGUCGCGAGCACGCCCUGGUCCACAUCUUCCUGUGAGAUCUUAGUGGCCGACUCUGUGGGAAGUGACCCCUCUGGACUGAACUCUGAGAAGGUGGAUUGGUCAGCUGGAGGGUCUGUCCAAGGGCAAAGUGAAGACAGGAAUUCGGAGGUCACUGAGAGCAGCGAAGCACUGGAAAUGUGUGUGAGCAGUGCAGGCUGCAGUGAGAACGGAAAUGGAGAAGACGCGGAGAACGUCACAGGAGAUACUGAUAUUAACACGACAGCACUUAACAGCCUGGUAACAGAGUUGAAAGACGAGUUAAAGAAACAGAAGGCCAACUACGAAUCUCGAAUACAAAGGCUGGAGGAAUCAAGUGUCACUAUGCGUAACCAAAUGGAGAGGCUAGAGGAGAAGCUGGACCAGGAGAAGAAAAAGUAUCUCAUGCUGGAAAUUAAACUCCGUAACUCUGAGCGAGCCCGUGAGGAUGCAGAGACCCGCAACCGCUUACUUCAGAACGAGAUGGAGGAGUUCUUCUCCACUUUGGGAGAUCUUACAUUGGGAACAAGGACAAGCUAGAUUUGACUGGACGUCUAACAGGCCUCCUGAUUUAACACUGAUAGACUAUGUGUUUGUUGUAGAUAAAAUAUUGGAAAUCUCUCUGCUCAUGCAUCAUGAGAAUUCAGAGGUAAUUUUGUGCUGUUUUCUUAUGGCGACUUGAUCAUGUGUAGCAGUUCCACUUCUCUCUCUGAUCUUCAGUCUUACAUUUUAAAGGGAUAAUUCACACAAAAAUACAAAUUCAAUGUAGUGCACAUUUUGUGUGUGGAACAUACAAUGUUCUUAAUGACAAGUGAACUAUUCCUUUAAGGUGCCAUUAAUUUCGUAGCAUUCAUCACUUGCAUAACCUAACCUGCACAGAUAAUACCAAAGCAUGACAUUUCUAACCAGACUGUUUUCAUUAUUGGCCUCUCACAUAAGGCAGGUUAUUUUAAUGGCAUUUCCUGCAUGGUAUGAAAUAUGUCCUGCUGAGUUGUCUCUUGAGGAUUUGGGGAAUGAUCACACCAUCCUUUUUCAUCCAAAUUCUACAUCAUUUACAACCAGUCACCAUAUACGUACAAGCUGCAUCCCAUCACACUGUGCCUCGCACUUCCAGAUGAGAUGAGAUCAACUUUUACACCAUCAGACCUCACAGACACAAACUCUUUUCAGCAAAUCCCUUUAUUGUAAGUAAAAUGCACUAGAAGAAAAUAUUUUAUUUCAGAUUAGAUGAGGUAACACCAUCCAAACUGUUAAAAUCUCAACUCUCAAAAGAUUACUUCAGCUGCAAGAUUGCCAAGGCUAGUAUUUAUUUAAGCUUAUUAAUGUACCUAGAACUAUUUCUCAGGUGGUGUUUUUCAAAACACUCAAUGAAUGAGUGUCUUUAUAUAAUAUAGAUGAUGGAACUGAGGCUGACAUAUACUUGAAUGUGUUAUAGUAGCUUUUUUUAAGUAUGCACAUACUGUAUGUUCGUGUUAUCGUUUUUUGUUUCUUCUGUUAAUUGAUUGCUGAAUGCAGAAAGUGCCAAAGUAGAGGGCUUUAAAAAAAUGGGUGUUUUAAUUCAAAUGAAGACUGACCAGUCUUCAUAAUAAAUUGCCGUUGUCAUCAAAACAA
Molecule: messenger RNA, 4983 nt
Organism: Carassius gibelio (silver crucian carp)
Lineage: Eukaryota; Metazoa; Chordata; Actinopteri; Cypriniformes; Cyprinidae
Gene: arhgap22a
Product: Rho GTPase activating protein 22
Exons: 10
Coding region: 1807-3912 (701 amino acids)
Biological process (GO): activation of GTPase activity; signal transduction
Cellular component (GO): focal adhesion
Molecular function (GO): GTPase activator activity
Source: RefSeq, a predicted model, not a curated record